UGAGCAGACACCCCCAGGAUCUGCCGGCAGCUCCUGUUCUAAGGGAGAGCAGAGACCAUGUCUGACACAGAAGAGGUGGCGGAAGAGUACGAGGAGGAGCCGGAAGAAGUAGGUGUGGAAGAAGAUGAAGACUGGAGAGAGGAUGAAGACGAGCAGGAGGAGGCAGCAGAAGAAGAUGCUGGAGCAGGGGCUGAGGCCGAGGAGGAAACCGAGGAGACCAAGGCAGGAGAAGAUGGACAAGAAGAGGAGGGUAGAGAUGCUGAAGAUGGCCCAGUGGAGGAAUCCAAACCCAAGCCUAGGCCGUUCAUGCCCAACUUGGUGCCACCCAAGAUACCUGAUGGGGAAAGAGUGGACUUCGAUGACAUCCACCGGAAGCGCAUGGAGAAGGACCUGUACGAGCUGCAGACGCUGAUCGAGGCUCACUUUGAGAACAGGAAGAAGGAGGAGGAGGAGCUCGUUUCUCUCAAAGACAGGAUCGAGAAGCGGCGGGCUGAGCGGGCAGAGCAGCAGCGCAUCCGGAAUGAGCGGGAGAAGGAGCGGCAGCACCGCCUGGCGGAGGAGAGGGCACGGCGGGAGGAGGAGGAGAACAGGAGGAAGGCCGAGGACGAGGCCCGGAAGAAGAAGGCUCUGUCCAACAUGAUGCACUUUGGAGGGUACAUCCAGAAGCAGGCCCAGACAGAGCGGAAAAGUGGGAAGAGGCAGACUGAGCGGGAAAAGAAGAAGAAGAUUCUGGCUGAGAGGAGGAAGGUGCUGGCCAUCGACCACCUGAAUGAAGAUCAGCUGAGGGAGAAGGCCAAGGAACUGUGGCAGAGCAUCUACAACCUGGAGGCGGAGAAGUUCGACCUGCAGGAGAAGUUCAAGCAGCAGAAAUACGAAAUCAAUGUUCUCCGAAACAGGAUCAAUGAUAACCAGAAAGUCUCCAAGACCCGUGGAAAAGCCAAAGUCACUGGGCGCUGGAAGUAGAGGCAGCAGCUUCCUCAGAGGCUGAACCUCCUUCACAAAAGACCUGCUUCUCACUCGUGGCCCUGCCCUGCAAGCCUCCCCGCUCCCGGGGCCCUCCUGGGCAUUGAAGGCAGACUCCUGCCUGCAAAAAAGCUCUCCUGCCUGCCCCUGUGCCUGCACCACGCCGGUAAUAAAAAGCCACACUCCGCACACACCGAA
Messenger RNA from Galeopterus variegatus (Sunda flying lemur), 1161 nucleotides. It is a transcript of the gene TNNT2, whose product is annotated as troponin T type 2 (cardiac). Gene Ontology annotation, biological process: cardiac muscle contraction; regulation of muscle contraction; sarcomere organization. The record is from RefSeq and is a predicted model, not a curated record. The coding region runs from base 58 to 963 and encodes 301 amino acids. The transcript is spliced from 17 exons. NCBI's taxonomy places the organism in Eukaryota, Metazoa, Chordata, Mammalia, Dermoptera, Cynocephalidae. Gene Ontology annotation, molecular function: troponin C binding; troponin I binding; tropomyosin binding. Gene Ontology annotation, cellular component: troponin complex.